AUGGCGAAGCAGCAAGGAGGACGCGUCCACACCACGUCCAUGGCGGCGCUCGCCACCGCCAUGGCCGUGGCGGUCCUCUUCCUGGCCGGGGCGCCGCGCACGGCGCAGGCGGCGGUGCUGGUGGCGUCGGCGGGGAUCGAGGAGGCGUGCCGGGGCGCGGCGAUCCGGGACGCGGGGGUGGACUACGCGCACUGCGUGGCCUCCCUCUCCUCCGACGCGGAGGCCCGGGACGCGGCGGACAUGCACGCACUGGCGGCGGCGGCGACGCGGAUGGCGGUGGAGCAUGCGGCGGCCACGGAGGCGCGGAUGGAGGGGCUGGGCGAGGCGGAGGGCAGCCCGCGCGCGCGCGCCAGGCUCGGCCGCUGCACGGAGCUCUACGGCGCCGCCGCCGACGUGCUGCGGGACGCGCUGGACAACAUCCGGGCGCGCGUGUACGGGCGCGCCGUGGAGCAGAUCGCGGCCGCGCUGGGCGCCGCCGAGCGGUGCGAGGACGCGUGGAAGGGCGAGGAGGAGGCGCGGGGAGGCCGCGGCGGCGUUGGCGGCGUCCCCGUCGCCGGGCACGACAAGGAGUACGGCCGCCUCGCCGUCGUCGCGCUCGGGAUCACCAGCGGCAUCGCCUGA
Molecule: messenger RNA, 621 nt
Organism: Triticum turgidum subsp. durum (durum wheat)
Lineage: Eukaryota; Viridiplantae; Streptophyta; Magnoliopsida; Poales; Poaceae
Source: the annotation of a GenBank genome assembly